AUGACCACGAUGACAGAUUCUAAGUUGACAAAAAUAUCCCAAACAUUGAUGGUGUCAGAUGAUAAGGUGGAGGAGGACCUUACAACAUCCCCAGCAAAAUCAAAAGUUGAUAGUUUGGAAAAUUCAGAACCGACCGCAGAAGGGUCAAUAGCAAAAGUCUCAACAACAAAAACACCAACAACAGCACCAACAACAGCAACAAUCACAACUACAGCAAAAACGAAAGCUAAAAACACAGAAAUUCAGUCUAGUGCUAAAACUUUAUGUGCGUUAAAUCGGCAGCCAGCCAUGAUAACUAAAACAUCUGCAAUCAUGAAUAUUACAAAAUCUGGUAGAAAUAAUAAAAACAGUUACAUCAACAAUACCAACAACAUCUACUGUUACAUCAACUGCUACAUUAACAACAUCAACAGUUACAUCCACAACAUCAACAGUUACAUCAACAACACCAACAAUUACAUCAAUAAUUACACCAACAACACCAACAAUUACAUCAACAAUUACAUCAACAACACCAACAGUUACAUCAACAUUAUCAACAAUUACAUCAGCUUUGCCAAAGAAUUACUACAAAAAUCACAAAGGCAAGGACAACUACAGCAAGAGCAACAACCAACACUACCACCACAACAACAACAGCCAUCACAGCAAAAACAACAGCAACCACAACAACAACACAAACAACGUCUUCAACAACAAAACAACACUCCUUUAUUAGCAACAAAUAAGGAUGCGAUAACGCCUAAUGGCGUGAACGAAAUAAACGCUGAUGUCAACCCAGACGUCCUAGAAAAUGACAACGACAAAACUGACAGGAACAUUGAAGUCGAUGUCACACUCAUUCAGAACGCUGGCAGUAACUUAGACAAUUUGGAUGAAAUUACAGACAACAACGUGAACGAAAUUGAAGAUGACAUCAUCACUGACGUCAUGGCAAAGUAUAACGUUGGGCAUGAUAAUCGUAGUAACAAGAAUGAAACAGGACUUCCAACAUCAUUAUUAAAUCCGUCAUCGUCAGACCCAACAUCAAUUGAUCCGAACGAUGACGUCAUAUUGAUAUCAGAUGAUGACGAUGGAAUUGAUGGCUGUGAGGACGAUGUCAGCAGCAACGCUACUACUACUUCCGCCACCAAUGCAAGUGCUGAUAACGAUUAUAAAGAGGCUCUCCAUAUUUUUGAUGGUCCAAAUGAGGUGAAAGUUGGCUACAACAGAAUCGGAGAGGACGAGCUGUUGAUUGCAAUGCUCAUCUCACAGAGAGCUCCUCACAAGAAACAUGCCAAUAAAUCUCAGCGCAAGCAGAAAGAAUGCGAAGAUGACCAACAUUUUCAGUCUCUUAUCAUUCAACAGCAGCAACAAAGUCUUAAGCAAUUAAUGCAGCUGAAAAAAUUGUCCUCUCUGAACAACGAUGACGUUGAAAAUGAUGGUGAUGAGGAAGAGGAAGAUGAUGGCACUGGCUACUACGGCUCCAGUCCCGAUUCGACCACUAGAAAUCUUGACACUCUGGACAAUAUAAACCCAGCUGGUACAUUAGAUGAUUUCGAAGCUAUCGCUCGUCUAAAUAACUCCUCAUUCCUGUCUAAGACCCCAAGGAGACCAAAACUUCAAUCUUGUCUGCUGACAUCAUCUACACCUGUUUCCAGGGCAUCGUCAUCGUCCUCACCUUCGUCCAAAACUUUCUUUGCCAGUUCACAUGCAGGCCAAGUUGAUAACAGCAUUCCAUCUUGCGGCACAGAUUGUCAGACCCCUGGUAGGGCAGUUGUCAAUGGUGAUGUAUGGCAGAUGUUUAAUCCGCAGUUGAGGAACAAGAAACUCAGUGGAAUCUCAACAAGCGUGCCUCCUGCGACGCCAACAUUUUCAUUCAUGAUGCCCGUGAAACUGAACGCGGCUACAAUGACGACAGCUGAAGUUGAUGUCGAUGCGACACAAUCCACUGUGCUAAUGAAUCUUGGAGUUGUACAACCCAUCAAAAAAAAUAUUGCCGAGUUUAUAAGGAUGUCAUGCUCCAAAAAUGAAAAGAAGUAUUUUGAUUAA
Messenger RNA from Helobdella robusta, 2031 nucleotides. RefSeq lists its product as hypothetical. Bases 1 to 2031 code for a protein of 676 amino acids. Lineage: Eukaryota; Metazoa; Annelida; Clitellata; Rhynchobdellida; Glossiphoniidae. The transcript has 7 exons. The record is from RefSeq and is a predicted model, not a curated record.